CUCGUCGCUCGUCGAGUAAAUAACGCAGCAAAUGCACAAUAAGUUCAAAAUUUUCAAUAAUUAAAAACUUGAAAACAUUUUUUGCGAUUAAUUUAUUGUACUAGUUUUUAUAUUGUAGUAUUUCUAUUUAAACCUAAAUAUUUUUAUAAUCUGCGGGCCGUUAACAUGUCAGCCCCCAGCGAUUGAGCGUGGCUGCAGCAUGCGUACUUGUUUUGGUUGAGUAGCGCUGUCACAUUCACGCGUAAGAUGUCGCGAAUCGUCGUGAAAAACCUUCCCAAAAAGAUCAAAGAAGAACGGCUGCGGGAGUUCUUCUCCACGAAAGGGACGGUGACCGAUCUGCAGCUGAAGUACACGAAAGAAGGUGUCUUCCGACGCUUCGCCUUCGUGGGAUUCAAAGAUGAGGCCCAGGCCGCUGCUGCCAAGGAGUACUUCAAUAAUUCUUACCUAGACACUUCCAAGCUUCAGGUGGAGAUUUGUGCAGCACUGGGUGAUGAGCAGAAGCCCCGCUCGUGGAGCAAGUACUCUGCCGACAGUUCGGCCUACCAGCGGCUUCACCCUGAGACGAGGAAGCCCAAGCCAGUCAAGGAGAAGUCACCAAGAAAGAACUUUGCUGACGAGUUCUUAAAAGAUCUGGAAGGCAAUGAGGAGUUCGAAGAGUUCCUCAAGGUGCAUGGAACGCACAACAAGGUCACCUGGGACAAUGACACGCGCGCUCCGAAUGCUGACGGAGAUGCGAAGAAAGCGAAGCCAGCCAAGGCAGUUCCGCCUGCCAAAUCAGAAGAUGAAGACGAUGCUGAUGAAGAGGAACCUAAAGAUAACUUCGACAAGGCUCCAGCUAGUAGUAAGACUAAGAAGAAUGACAAGCAGCAACAGGUUCCGGAGCAGAAGCAAAAGCCCAAGCUACCAGUACAAGAGUUUGCCUACACGUUGAAGGUCAAGGGACUUCCAUACAAUUGCAAAAAGAAACAAAUCAAGGACUUCUUCAAACCUGCCAAAGUGGCCAGCUUGCGACUUCCACCGAAGGUCAGAGGCAUUGCCUACCUGGGUUUCAAGAAGGAACAAGACAUGAAGCAGGCACUAAACAAGCAUCACAGCUUCAUGGCUGGACAUAGGUUAGAUGUCACAAAAUAUACAAAGCAAGUGGUCCCUGAGAAAAAAUGGCGGCAGUUUGAAGACUUGGGUAACCCCCAGGAGACACUGGCAGAUACUGGGCGAAUUUUUAUUAGAAACCUGUCCUACACAAUCACUGAAGAGGAGCUGGAGGAACUCUUCAAAAAAUAUGGCCCUCUGGAAGAAGUACACCUGUCCAUUGAUCGGGUAACACGCAAGCCAAAGGGAUUUGCCUUUGUCAGCUUUCUCUUUCCCGAGCAUGCAAUCCGGGCCUUCACGGAACUGGACGGCCAGAUGCUUCAGGGUCGUCUUCUCCAUCUGUUGCCGGCCAAGGCUAAGAAGUCCGAGGAACAGGAAGGUGAAGGUACAGAGGCUAAAUCAUACAAGAACAAAAAGGAAGAGGAGCUCAAGAAGUCCAGUGGCAGGAGUCACAAUUGGAACACCCUGUUCCUAGGAGCCAAUGCCCUUGCUGACAUCAUGGCGGAACGUUAUGACACCUCUAAGCAAGAACUCCUGGGCACAGAAACAGGUGAGAGUGUGGCCGUGCGCAUGGCCCUGGGCGAGACCCAAGUGGUGGCUGAGACACGAGAAUUCCUCGAGAGCAACGGUGUGGUACUCGAUGCAUUCAGUCGGCCAGCCACCGAGCGCAGUAAGACGGUCAUUCUAGUCAAGAAUCUGCCAGCCAAGACUCCUCCAAAGGACCUCCACAGUGUCUUCGGAAAGUUUGGUAUUCUGUCGAGAAUAGUCCUUCCACCUUGGGGAGUUACCGCCCUGAUUGAAUUCCAGGAUCCCACUGAAGCAAGAGCUGCGUUUCGACGGCUCGCUUACUCCAAGUUCAAGCAUGUACCCUUGUACCUUGAGUGGGCACCCACUGGUGUAUUCUCUACAGAGAAGAAGAGUGCAGACAAGUCUAAGACUGAGGGUGAGACAAAGACCAAGGACACAGAGCAGGAACACGCUGAGCAACCUGCAGAUGUAGAAGAGGAAGCAGAGGAAGAAGACAUACCACCAGAGCCAGACACAACCCUGUUCAUCAAAAACCUCAACUUCUCUACUAACGAGGAGGUCGUCCGAGAGCAUUUCGAGCAGUGUGGGCCUAUUCAUGAAGUCACCAUUGCUAAGAAGAAGGACACCAAAAAUCCAGGUCAGCUUCUGUCCAUGGGCUAUGGCUUUGUGCAGUUCAAGGAAAGGAAGGCAGCCAAGCAGGCUCUCAAGCAGCUGCAACAUUCCAAGCUGGAGGGACACGCUCUCGAGCUCAAGCUGUCCACACGGGCCAUCACCAAAGAGGAAGUGGCAUCCGCACAGCGCAAGAAGGUCACAGAUCUUGGGAAGGAAGGCACCAAGAUCCUGGUGCGCAACAUCCCUUUCCAGGCCAACCAGAAGGAGGUCCAGGAUCUUUUCAGUGUUUUUGGGACUCUGCGAGGCAUCCGGUUACCAAGGAAGAUUGCUGCCGGUGGUCGACAUCGUGGUUUUGGCUUCGUUGAAUUUCUCACCAAAAAUGAUGCCAAGCGUGCAUUCGAGGCUCUGUGCCAGAGCACCCACUUGUAUGGCAGGCGUUUGGUGCUUGAGUGGGCAUCCACAGAUGACCAGGAGGUGGACACACUGCGCAAAAAGACUGCUGACCACUUUCUCCGGGGCGGUCCUUCGAGCAAGCGUCUGAAGAAGUCCGACCUGAUGGCCACGCUAGACGCUUCCGGUCAGCAGCCUGACGCCGACUGGAACCUCUAGCUUCCGCGGAAGGCUGUCCUUCCGCUGUACACACCUGUACAAAGUGUCGCGAACAGGACUCCCCCUGUGGCGGAAAUUUCUGGCCGCUGUGCGAAGGCUGUGGCUGCUCGUACGUCAAAGAGUGGUUGUUUGCGGCCACGGGUAAAGCAUCUCGUCAACGCUGCUCCAGAUCGAGCAGAGAUAUCUGUCAACGACAUGUCGGUUGCUACGUUUCGUGGUACACCAUAGCUUCCUUACCUUUCAGGCACCGACAGGACCCACGAAAAAGAAAACAAGUACGCAUCAAAAUAACACUGGCACACCUUUUUCUAGCCAUCGCCCGGCGGGAUUUUUCAUAUAGGGACGCGAAGCUCGAGCACCGCACAAAUGCGUGCAUUGAUUCUCGUCGCAAGAUCAUCCUAGUGGUUGCGGACGUGGUCAGUCAGGCCACAUCUGUUGGGUGAUACAUGUGAAACUGGCGUAUCUUGAAUUAGAUAUAUCAUGGUGGUAAUAAAACGAAGGUUUUAUAUCUUUUUCUUUAGACUUCG
This is a messenger RNA of Rhipicephalus microplus (southern cattle tick), 3365 nucleotides long. Its product is annotated as putative RNA-binding protein 19. Gene Ontology annotation, molecular function: mRNA binding. NCBI's taxonomy places the organism in Eukaryota, Metazoa, Arthropoda, Arachnida, Ixodida, Ixodidae. Gene Ontology annotation, cellular component: cytoplasm; nucleus; ribonucleoprotein complex. The record is from RefSeq and is a predicted model, not a curated record.